AUGGCUGCAACAUCUGUAAUUGUCUCAGGAGCCACUGGCUUUAUUGCGCAACAUGUUGUUUUGCAACUCGUCACCAAGGGAUAUAAGGUUGUCGGAACCGUGAGAUCUACUGAGAAAGGGGAAGACUUGAAGAAGAAGUUGAAGUCAGACAAUUUCACCUACGAAAUUGUGAAGGAUAUUGGUGCUAAAGGUGCAUUUGAUGAAACACUUAAGGCUCACCCAGAAGUUACAGUUUUUUUACACACUGCGUCUCCACACCACUUUGACAUUACUGACCCUGAAACAGAGCUAUUGUUUCCAGCUGUGGAAGGAACUAAGAAUGCCUUGUCCGCAAUUGCUACCUAUGGUCCUCAGAUCACAAAAUUGGUUGUCACAUCAUCCUAUGUAGCAAUGGCCCACUACGACGUGGACACCAUUGCAAGUAACAUCUAUAAUGAAGAUUCAUGGAAUGAUAUCACCUGGGAAAAAUCGAAAGGUAACGCUCUUGAUGGCUACUGGGGUUCUAAGACUUUUGCUGAAAAGGCAGCUUGGGAUUUUGUUAAGGAGAAGAAGCCAAAUUUCACUCUUUCUACCGUCAACCCAGGCUAUGUUUUUGGGCCACAGGCAUUUGCUUCAGAUGCUACUGGUACUUUAAAUCUCUCGGCAGAAACUGUCAGCUCGACUCUCAAGUUAAAGCCUGAUGAUGAAGUCCUGUCUCAAGCUCUCGCCUUUGUUGACGUUAGAGAUGUUGCAGAUGCUCAUUUGGUUGCAUUCGAAAAUAAGGAUGCAGAGGGCCAGAGAUUGUUGCUUUAUUCCGAAAGGUAUUCUGGACAAGAUCUCUUGGAUAUUAUCAAUGAAAACUUUUCAAAGUAUGUUAAGGGUAGAAUCCCAACUGGGAUACCAGGAAGUGGAGCUGAAAAGAUUAAAACCUUAGCUACAAUUGAUAACUCGAAGACGAGAAAAAUCAUAGGCCAUGAUUUUAUUACAUUAAAAAAGUCAGUAAUUGAUAGUGUCCAGCAAAUUUUGGAUACCAAUGGAUCAAUAUAA
Molecule: messenger RNA, 1026 nt
Organism: Dujonia railenensis
Lineage: Eukaryota; Fungi; Ascomycota; Pichiomycetes; Serinales; Debaryomycetaceae
Source: the annotation of a GenBank genome assembly